AUGGGGACACAGCCUGGACAAGGCUACUACGCAGGGGACUCGGGCGGCGACCCUGGGCGCAAGCACUGCAGGGAGGUGUCUGAAGCCCGGCGCUUCCUGCCUGGCCCUUGGCCCAGGGUGGUGACUGGCUGUCGCGAUCGGGGCGCAGCGCACCGGCCAGUGCCACCCGGAGGCGCGGUCGUCCCUCCGCCCGCGCGCCGGGGGCCGGCCCUGUCGCCUGCGCCUUUUUCCCCCGCGCACACCGCGGCGGCGCGCGGCCACUCGCCAACCGCAGGGAGCGCGGUGGCUGCAGCGCCCUGCGCUCGGAAGAUGGUCCCCGCGACCGGACAGCUCGCUCUGCUAGCGCUGGGUUUCCUGUUAGCUGUGUGCGAGGCUCUGGAGAACAGCACAUCCCCCCUGAGUGCAGACUCACCCGUGGCGGCUGCAGUGGUAUCUCACUUCAACAAGUGCCCAGAUUCCCACACUCAGUACUGCUUCCACGGAACCUGCAGGUUUUUGGUUCAGGAAGAGAAGCCGGCAUGUGUCUGCCACUCUGGGUACGUGGGUGUUCGCUGUGAGCAUGCAGACCUCCUGGCAGUGGUGGCUGCCAGCCAGAAGAAGCAGGCCAUCACUGCCCUGGUGGUGGUCUCCAUUGUGGCCUUGGCUGUCCUCAUUAUCACCUGUGUGCUGAUCCACUGUUGUCAGCUCCGCAAACACUGUGAAUGGUGCCGCGCCCUCGUUUGCAGACACGAGAAGCCCAGUGCCCUCCUGAAGGGAAGGACUGCUUGCUGCCACUCUGAGACAGUGGUCUGAAGAUCCCAGAGGAGGAAUUCGGCCAAGCGUCCUAUGACAGUCCAACCAAGGAAAGGCGUCUUGGGACAACACCACCGGCAGUGCUCAGGCACCUGGGACAUGCUAGGAGACCUUUCCCCUCCGUGCACAACCGCCUGGGAAGCCUUCUGUCCUUUGAGAGUCUUCAAACUGUGAGAUGAAGCUUCCUGCUGGGCUCCUCAGUGCACCCAGAGAAGAGGCCAGUAGUCCACACCUUAACGACAAACUGAACGAGAACCUCAAAGGGCUGUCCUUCUUGCCAACAACACCAAGAAUGAGCUUGGGUUGGUGUCUGCCGCCAGCCGUGGAUUCCAGACUGUUUCUUCUCCAUGGGCCAUCUAGCCCCCACAGAGACUCCAUGGCUGGCGUACAAAAUGGACAAGGGGAAAUAUCUAUUAUUCUUUGAAGACACUAUGGCCUCCCACGAGCCCCGACAACUCAAGCUGUCGUCAGGAUGUGUGUCUUAUUUAUUAGGCGGAUAACACGAUUUUAUUUGUGAUCUCUUUAAGUCAAUGUCAGGCAUCCGUGCAGGUGAUACAUGAGUGGCUGGCCGUGACAUUACACCAAAUAGAAAUGUCCAGCCACUUGGAUAAAGUAAGGCUGCUGGGAGGGGGGCUUCCAUGGGCUGUAGAGACAGAAUUCAAAUGUGCAUUCUGCUGGGAACCAAACUGCUAUCCGGAGGUUGAUCCCACUGGGACGGGAAAGACCCUGGACACAUGCUGUCGCAAAGUUAGCAAGGCCAGUGGCAGAGAGUCCCCCUUGUGGGGACAAGAGGACAAGAGAGCCUGUGAGGGCACCUAGGGAGGAUGCACAUUCCAACACCUGAUUAAGUGGAUUAGCGUCCUGUCCUCAUGAGCCCAGCUCCAGCAUUCGCAGUGCACUGUGAGGCAAAUCCACGAAGGGGACCAGCCCUUUAUCAGUUUUCGCUUAGUUUUAGAAAGAGAAAUUUACCUUUCCUAUUUAUUUUCAAGCAUUAAGAGAAAUAGCUCACUAGUUUGGUUUGGUUUGGUUCCCUUUCAGAAUGUUGGCAUUAUUAACAAAAUCACUACCAAGCCUUUCCAAGCCCCUCUGGGCAAGGGCCUGUUCCCCAAGCACCUGAGGGUGCUCUGACCCAUUGAGCCCACCCUCGUCCCUGGGCUGCUCAGGACUGUCAGGAGACAGAGUGACAGUAAAUACGUUCAGCUGCUUGUUGAGACCCUUCUCCACCUUGGAAGUGAAGACUCUGCACCCUUCGCCCCCCAGACCCUCUAACAUAACACAUCAGGAAAGGGGUAUUUGGCAUAUCAAGUUGGCCUGAAGCUUCUAUCAGAAAAUUCUGAUAAAACUUCUCCAAGACUCCUCCAGUCCACCCUUCUCUCUGUGUUUUUCUCUUCUCAUAUGAUCUAGGCAUCUUAACCCAGGCACCCUUUGUUCACAAUGCCUGAAGACCCUGAAGAAGAAACUGGGUCUGGUCAAUGCUGCCCGCUAAUGACUUAGCUGACACAGCUCCAGGCAGAAAUCGUCAUUUUUGUUGUUAUUAUUAUUAUUAUUUUGGUGUGAUGUUUUAUCUUGUUUUGUGUGACAAGGUGUUGCUGUGUAGCCCAGACUAGCCUUUAAGUUAAGAUCCUUCUGCCUCAGCAUCCUGAGACCUGGGCUUAUAGGCAUGCACCACCACACCCAGCAGAGCCUUUUUGAUUAUUAAAGAAAAUAGGUUAAGCUUUCUUUCCUUGGGUCAUACAAGUGGGUCAAAGCCAAGGGGUAGCCUGCUGCUCAGACACCAAUCAACCUCACUGGACUUUAGCCCUCUAUUGGCCCCAGCGCUCUCAGUAGAACAACCUGAAGUCCUGACUCAUGGAACCAACACAAACGAAGGUGCAGGGCUUGUUUUAAUUUAGUUCCACACUGUUAGCUUCCAAUGACAGGUCUUUUCUGGUCUGUUGGAGGCUCCUGGAUGUCUGACUUAAAGAGUUUGAACUGAUAUCAAAAUAUCAACGGGAACUUCUUCACCCAUCCUGAAGAUGUUACCAUCCAAGACUCAGCAAAGGUGGGAAAAGUUAGCACAAACGCACAAUGGUGAAGGCAGAGGAUCUUGGGGGGACUUCAGCUUUAGUGUCUGAACAUUCCAGUUCUCAGGUCCAGCCUGUCGCAGCAGCCAGUACCAACCCAGUGCCUGUCAGAUGCAACCGGCUCAGAUGUCUCCCAGAAGUGCUCUCCAAUCAGUCUGCCUUUUGUAGAGUCAGAAGCUGAGACUAGGUUGAGGCAAGUCUGGUUAGACAUUGUCCCUGCCCUGACGUAUGGCAGCCCUGCUUCUUUGGUGACUUUGAUUUUGGAAGUCAGACAAAUGCUGUGUUCCUUCCUGUGCCAUCUCUCAGCACAGAUAGGCCUGGUUAGCUGUACCAGCACCCAGCUGUCAGUAGGCCUGGUUAGCUGUCCCAGCACCCUGCUGUCAGUAGGCCUGGUUAGCUGUACCAGCACCCUGCUGUCAGUAGGCCUGGUAAGCUGUCUCAGCGCCCUGCUGUCAGUAGGCCUGGUUAGCUGUACCAGCGCCCUACUGUCAGUAGGCCUGGUUAGCUGUACCAGCGCCCUGCUGUCAGUAGGCCUGGUUAGCUGUACCAGCGCCCUGCUGUCAGUUCACACUGCCCCCCUUGAUAUUCAGGUGCUGAAUCAGGAGCACGCUUUGGCAGCCUCGCAGGUCAGUGGGCAGUACAGCUGAUCCAGUGACUCGGGGACUAUGAACAUUCCCAUUAAAUGAACUGAAAUCAAUUCUAGAGACAUUGAGACAACUCAGUUAGUAAUGGCACUUUCUACCAAAAUCCCUGAGAACCUGAGUCCAAUCCCCUGGGACCCAUCUGGUGGAAGGAGAGAACCAACAUGCCCAGGAUGUCUUCUGAUUUCUACAUACACACAACACACACGCAGGGGCAUGCUUACACACACACACACACACACACACACACACACACACAAUCUAAUUCUUUAAAAUAAAAAUUAAUUCUAGAAAGGCCUCCACACCUCUAGCUGUAACUUUAAACACACCAUGGGACACGUUUUCUCUGUGGAAAAGUACAAUGGAGACUCAGUCUGAAAGAUAGAUUCCAGGUGGGCAGACACGGAACCAAACCACAAUUCAGUUUGUCAUGUGCCCCAGAAAAAGGUGGGAACAAUAGUCCCAACGUCCCUUUUCUUUGUCCCCUCAAAGGGGGGGAAAGGAGGCAUGGUUGGUACACACCCACCCACACUGGUGAGGGAAGUGACUGUGCCCCUGAGUCUUAGAUGGUGGCAUUGCUCCCUGCAAGUCCCUAGGCCAGGUUUCCUGGUGCCUGUGAGCCACUGGUUGGACCAGCAACAUUCUGACACAGACUACAGGCCCCAGUCCUAUGAUGGGUAAUAAGCUUGUCUCUCUCCCAAGGCCAAGGGGAGGCCAUACUAGUCAGCACAUCUUUCACAUAGGGUUUCACUCUAUAGUCCAGGCCAGCCUUGAACCCAUGAUUCCCCUGCCUCAGCCUACUGGGUUAUAGGUGUGUGCUGCCAUACCUAGCUUGUGUUUGCUUUGUAAUGUUCUGGUGUAAGCUGUAUUCCCUGAAGCCAUUGAUCUGUCUCAAAGACACAGUGUUGUACGCUCACAUGUACACAGAGAGAACUGGAAAGCAACGCCUCUCCACAGUGUAAUAAGUUUAUUAUAAGGAACCGGAUACUGUUUUUAGAACUCGUCUUUCCGACUUCUGUAUAUGAUGCACUGAAGGUUAAUAUGUAAUGUUUUAAUUUAUUUUAUGUGGUAAGUUAAUUUUGGUUUUCUGUAAUGUAUUAAUGUGAUUAGAAGCUUUUUUCCUUAAUAUCUGAAUUAUACUUAAAGAGUAGUGAGGAAUAUAAGAUACUGUUGUGUUUUUCAGAAUGUGUAUUGUUACUCAGUUGUAUUGUACCUUAUUUGGA
Molecule: messenger RNA, 4719 nt
Organism: Apodemus sylvaticus (European woodmouse)
Lineage: Eukaryota; Metazoa; Chordata; Mammalia; Rodentia; Muridae
Gene: Tgfa
Product: transforming growth factor alpha
Exons: 8
Coding region: 1-792 (263 amino acids)
Biological process (GO): positive regulation of cell population proliferation; positive regulation of mitotic nuclear division; epidermal growth factor receptor signaling pathway
Source: RefSeq, a predicted model, not a curated record